AACUGCACAUUCAGUCAGAUGUUGAGGUUGCAAUUUAAUAAGACAGGUACAGAGACGAGGGUCAGGACGCAAAGAAUGCAGACUAUUUAUAAUCUUGAAACAGCUCAAAAUCUUAACUGACAGAUUUUUAACAAGCGCUUCAAUCGGCAUGCCUUCAGACCAAAUUGAACACAAAUAUAGUCUAUAUUAAUGCCAACACGAGACUCUCCGUUGCCCUGUGUAUGAGCUUCGCAUCCUCGCAUUUCCAUUACGCACAGGAGGUCGCUCAAAUGCCUUUUCAACGAGCCCUCCUGGAGCAGCGCGCCGGAAGAGCCUUGGUGACUCAUGAGGACCACACGGAGGAAGUCGGUGAAACUAGAGCUCCUGGCAUCUUUAUUACCUUAGAAAUGAACGUCGUAAAUUUCCCCGCAUGCGUAAAAUAUAUUACUAUUCUAAUGGUCAUGUCAUGGUUCGCGUCUUCCUCCUACUACUCCACAGGCGGAGGAGGAGUGUGGUUCAGUCCCUCAAAAAGUUCAAGACUCCCUUCAGUACAGUCCUUUUGAAUUUUUGGUCUGUAAAUAUUUUUUUUUCAGCUGAACAUUGGAGUAUUCCCACCAUGGCCACUGCACCCUGAGGGGAAAUGGAUUUAGAGGUGAAGGAUGUGAACGGGUCGAACUGUUUGUCCCGGAAUGAGAGCGACCGCGGACUGAGCGCUUCCUCCGCUGGAGUGUCCACUGCGCUGGCCAGCGUGCUGAUCUUCACCAUCGUGAUAGACAUCCUGGGCAAUGUCCUUGUCAUCCUGUCCGUGUACAGGAACAAAAAGCUCAGGAAUGCAGGCAACAUCUUCGUGGUGAGUUUGUCCGUAGCAGACCUGGUGGUGGCACUAUACCCCUACCCUCUGGUCCUGACAGCCAUCUUCCACAAUGACUGGACCAUGGGUGACCUGCACUGCCAGGUCAGCGGCUUCAUCAUGGGCCUAAGCGUCAUCGGCUCCAUCUUCAACAUCACAGCCAUUGCCAUCAACCGCUACUGCUACAUCUGCCACAGCCUCCACUAUGACCGUCUGUACAGUCUGAGGAACACCUGCUGCUAUGUGGGCCUCACCUGGUUACUUACCGCCAUCGCCACAGUGCCCAACUUCUUUGUGGGCUCGCUGCAGUACGAUCCCCGCAUCUACUCCUGCACCUUCGCCCAGACGGUCAGCUCAUACUACACUAUCUCAGUGGUGAUUAUACACUUUCUGAUCCCGCUGCUGGUGGUGUCCUACUGCUACAUGAGGAUAUGGGUGCUGGUGAUUCAAGUAAAACAUCGGGUUAAACCAGAGCAAAGGACCAAACUGAAACCUAGUGAUGUGAGGAACUUCCUGACUAUGUUUAUGGUGUUUGUGUUGUUUGCAGUAUGCUGGGCUCCACUUAACCUCAUAGGCCUGGCUGUAGCUAUAAACCCUAUGAUGGUUGCUCCCAACAUACCUGAAUGGCUCUUUGUCACAAGUUACUUUAUGGCGUACUUCAACAGCUGCCUCAAUGCCAUCAUAUACGGACUAUUAAACCAAAACUUCCGCAAAGAAUACAAGACAAUCCUUCUCACUCUUUGCAUCCCACGAUUGCUCCUCAUGGAAACCUCCAGGUGUGCCACAGAGGGACUGAAGAGUAAGCCUUCACCAGCUGUAACAAAUAAUAAUGUAGCAGAGAUAAAUGUAUAAACUAAUGUUUUACUGGUUUCUCUAGUUUCUCUGCCUCAUUGUGGAUGUGUGACACGAUUCACCCAGUGCCUUUUCACAACACACAUUUACCAGUUGUAAAGAUGUGAUCAUGUUUGGAGAGGACACUGCUGAUACUGUUCCCUCAUGUUGAGAAGACAGACCAACAUACUGGUUAAGAAGCAAGAAAAAAUUAAAAACAAGUCAGUACACCGAAAAACAUUUGGACCAUGGAGGGUAGUCAGCAUUGAGAAUUACUUUCCUAAAAUCUUUAAUACAGUGAGUCAUACAUACUGUAUAGCCUAUUAUUUGGAUGGGAGACUUCACUUUUCAAGCCACAUCCCAGCAUGUGUACAUCAUGUGCACGAGCAUGACUCACUGCCUAUUUGCACAGAUCAAUUAUGAGUAUGUCAACAACAUGAAGUGAAGAUAAAAUAAAUGUAUUUUCUAUUCCCA
Messenger RNA from Siniperca chuatsi (mandarin fish), 2134 nucleotides. It is a transcript of the gene mtnr1c, whose product is annotated as melatonin receptor 1C. Gene Ontology annotation, cellular component: membrane. Gene Ontology annotation, biological process: G protein-coupled receptor signaling pathway. NCBI's taxonomy places the organism in Eukaryota, Metazoa, Chordata, Actinopteri, Centrarchiformes, Sinipercidae. The record is from RefSeq and is a predicted model, not a curated record. The coding region runs from base 620 to 1681 and encodes 353 amino acids. Gene Ontology annotation, molecular function: melatonin receptor activity. The transcript has 2 exons.